Dermacentor andersoni is the source of this 2423-nucleotide messenger RNA. RefSeq lists its product as uncharacterized. Gene Ontology annotation, molecular function: box H/ACA snoRNA binding. Gene Ontology annotation, cellular component: box H/ACA snoRNP complex. The record is from RefSeq and is a predicted model, not a curated record. Gene Ontology annotation, biological process: snoRNA guided rRNA pseudouridine synthesis. NCBI's taxonomy places the organism in Eukaryota, Metazoa, Arthropoda, Arachnida, Ixodida, Ixodidae.
CUACUUAAGGCAAAGGCUCGGCCAGCGCACUCACGUCUUGGCUCGCCGACCGCGCACUACAGCAGCACGCGCGCGCCACACAAAAACAGUCAGUUUCGACAGCCGGCCACGCAGACGACGGAGGAGCUGAGAAGAUGAGGAGCGCAGCCGCGUGUCUGGGCGUGCUGGCCUGCCUGCUGGGCGCGGCCACAGCCGGCUACCACCAGCCCUGGAAGCCGGACGAGAUCGUGAAGCUGGUCCACAAGGUGGUCCCGUACCCGCACCCUGUACCGGUGCCCAAACCCUUUCCGGUGCCUAAGGUGAUCCACGUGCCACAUGUGGUUCACGUGCCGCACCCGGUGCCCGUACCGGUCAAGGUGCCCGUCAUCAAGAGGAUCCCCAAGCUGGUCCCCGUGGCCAAGACCAUCCCAAUCCCGAAGCCCGUGCCCGUGCCGCACUACGUGAGCGUAGGCGUGCCAGUGCCGGUCAUCAAGCACGUGCCGGUGCCCAUCUACAAGCACGUGCCGGUACCGCGCGUCGUGCCGGUACCGGUGCCCGUCAAGGUGCCUAAGCUGGUGCCUGUCCCCGUGCACAAGGUCAUCCACAUUCCCAGGCCUGUCGCUGUGCCUGUCAAGGUGCCCGUCUUCAAGGAGAUCAUCGUCAAAAAGCCCGUCGAAGUGCCCGUCCCAGUCUACAUUAAGAAGCACACGCACUACGGCGGCGGAGGCUACGGUGGUGGCGGCUUCGGAGGAGGCGGAUUCGGCGGCGGCGGCUACGGCGGCGGAGGCUACGGCGGUGGCGGCUUCGGCGGCGGCGGCUACGGCGGCGGAGGCUACGGUGGCGGCGGCGGCGGCUAUGGAGGCGGCGGCUACGGAGGCGGCCACGGCUGGCACUAAAGAGCUGCGACAGUCCAGAAAGUGCCACGACCGCCCUAGAUGCGUUCGGAUCAACCCCAGCAGGGAACUUAGGGACAAGAAAGAAAGCGAACACUGUGACAGACUCCCAACUUUCCACUCGCCAUCGCUUUCUCUUUGCGCCAUGCCGCAGUCAUCGCGUGAUGACGUCAAGAAGUGCUGGUCGCGGCGACGAGUGGAGAGUUGGGAAGCGUGAGGAGAGAAAGAGAUUACUCAAUAGUACUCCUUUCUCGGAAGGGAGCGCUCUCAAAUUUGUUGAAGUUUUUCUUUCUUUUCCUUUCUUUUUUUUUGUGCAACCGUAGAAAGCAAUCGCAACUACAUACGUAGUUUCGCCAUUAGUGUUCCUUUAAUUAUGAAUGUACACUCAUUUGCGUUAUUUACAGCCCGAAACCAUGGGGGGUAUGAUUGAGAAGUGCCAUUGGCAGUUUGUUGCUUGAUUUUCAAGCUAUCCGCGUCGACGUCACUCGUAAGACUUUGUUUUCAAAGCUCUUGAUCGAGAACGCACUCGCGGACGACAGACAGACCGUCAUUCACGAGGUGUGAAAGGAAAUGAUAACGAUUGAGAAGUCGAGGAUGCGUUCUUGUAAAACGGAAGCACGAAGGAAAAAAGAAAAAGAAAAGGACUUAUGAAACCGGGGCGCAACCCCAACAGUUUAGUUAAAUAUAUUGCUUGUUGCUAGCACAGUCAAAGUUAUGUUUGUUAAUUCUUUUUUACGCAUUCCAAGAAUAAACUGAAAGUGUAAAGCUAGCUCUUGACUUCCAGUAGGAAGGAACUCGAGAAUAGGGGGAUGCGUCUUGUAUACUAGUACGCGUCUUUAGGCCUCGGUUCUUCAGACGACCAGUCUUCUUUCGAGCCUCCUUCAGUGUCUGCCCUCCGCUGCGCCACUCCACUCUGCCCCCACCCCCUUCCCCACUUUCUUUUCUUGUCACAACGAGCACUCUGGGUCAGUCAGAAAGUGACUGCGGAGACCUGCUCUUGUCGUUAGCAUUCAUCUAUUCUGUUGUUCCCUGUUCUUCGCCGGCACUUGCAGCGUUCAUGCUUCUGUAAAAAGAACCUUUCGGCUGUAUUUUCUUCCUUGCCUUUUCUUCUUUUUCACGUCGUUUACCUUUCGCGUUUUGUUCUUUAGUUCUUUGUCAUAGGAGCACGUGCAAUUUCAAAUGGUUCACGCACCGUAGGGCUCGCCACGUUUGGUAUCUCACGGGUGCCGUUGAACAUUCCUAAUGAAAUGAUGUACAUGUAUACCAAACAUUUCUCUGCUUGCUGUCGCAGAAACCGGCCACGCUGUAUGAUACCGCGAAGAAAAAUCGGUACGCAAAAGAAAAAAAAAUUUGCAUGCGCAUGUGUUUUUGCGAUAUGUGUUAAGCCUUAUUAGAGAAUCGCAAUACUCGAUUAAGCCGAGACGAGUGUACUUGUGUGCAUUGCUCCUGUCAUUCCUCUGAGUUGUGUAUAUAUGUAAUUCAUUUUUACUCCUGUUUUUUUUUUAUUACCAAUUAUGUCAAAUAAAGAAAACGUUGUUGUAUUUAAAAAAA